UGAGUUAUAUUGCCAGCCUUGCACGUGUUGCGAAAUCGGAAAUAAUAACCCACUGUGAUAUCGUAUACAGAUAAUACAGUACGCAUAUCAACUGAGACCAAUGCUUUUAACUUUUAUUAUACGUCUAGUAUGACCACUGGAAUGACGACAUAGAACUUGCAGUUUUUUAAAGCGAUCUUUCCUAUCCUGUGAAUCCGGAUUUUGCCUUUUGAGCUACAGAAUACGGGAGGCGGAGUUUGACCUUUACAAUUGAAAUGGAUUCCAUUAUGCUGAAACUGAAAAAUACGAUGUGGAAAAAAUACUACACGUAUCGUGAAUCGCCGUGGCGAGCAGUUGGCCAGGGCAUUCCUUUAUUUGCCCGUCUGAGGAUAUAUAAAUUACGCUGGAUCUGGAACGAUUUCUUGGCGGGAAUUAUUGUGGCGUGCUUCCAUAUUCCGCAGUCGAUGGGAACCGGAAUGGCUGCCAACCUCGGCCCAGUUUACGGCAUUUAUUUGACAUUCUUCCCUGGAUUAAUUUACGCAUUUCUGGGGAGUUCAUACCAUAAUUCCGUGGGUGCUUUCGCUCCCCAGGCCGCCUUGACCGGUGUGGCUAUUGCACGGGCCCGCCAAAUCGGGCAUAACCACGGACUGCUCAAUGUGACCGGAGAGACGGUCACACCGGCUCAGCUGCGUUACGUGGUAUCCUUGGAGCACCUGCACACUGCCGCGAGCAUUACCUUCAUUGCAGGAAUCGUCCAGAUAAUCUUGUCAGUAUUUCAACUGGGAUUUGUCAGCCGGAUGUUCUCGCAUAAUGUCCUGGACCCCUUCAACUGUGCUUGUUCCUUACAAAUUAUGCUCACACAGAUUCCCAAUAUGCUGGGCGUCAGUUUGCCGGCUUAUUACGGAUUAAACAAGCACAUUAUGAUGCUGAUUCUGCUUUUUUCCAACAUUACCAGUAUUAACUGGAAAGACACACUGUUCGCCAUGCUGAGCGCAUCAGUUAUUAUUGGAUUUCGGGAAUUUCUCCAGCCGGCUCUGUUUCGGAAGGUGAAACUCGUCAUUCCUACGGAGUUUAUCGUGAUGGUGGUCGCGACGAUUCUGGCUUACUGUUUUGAUCUGAAUGGCGAUUAUGGGAUUACCAUAUUGGGCGACAUGCCAUCUGGAAUACCAUAUCCGAGCGUACCGAACUUCCAGUACAUGCCGUAUCCGUUGUUGGAGGGUUUCCUCGCCGGUCUGGUAUCCAUCGCUUUCGUUAUGCAGGCCGGCAAAGUGUUGGCCCGCAAGGCAUCCUACGAAGUAUCUAGUAAUCAAGAAUUGGCCGCGGUCGGGUGUGCCAACUUCUUCAGCUCUUUUUUCUCCUGUUUCCCAGCCAGUGUCACCGUGGGAAGAAAUUUUAUCCUAGAGAGUAUGGGCUCACAGAGUCAACUGUCCACUGUCUUUGGAUGUCUGGUUACCGGAUUACUGUUAGCAUUUGCAUCGCAGACGCUUUUCUACUGUCCAUUCAGCGUCAUUGCUACCAUAAUUACUCUGACGUUGGCCAUGAGCCUGAAGAUGUUCGGUGAUCUGCCGCGAUUAUAUCGCUCAUCUAAACUGGAUGCGGUGGAAUGGCUGCUGACCUUUAUUGCGUGUGUUCUGCUGGAUGUGGAAUGGGGUCUGCUAUUGGGUCUGGUGUUUUCCUGGUUUGCCGUUGUCUACAGAUCGCAACGGCCACGUCUUGACAUCCUUGGAAAACGCACCGGCUAUGAUGCUUUAUACGUCAGCAUGAAGCAUGCAAAGCCGAAAGGCGUGGUUGCAGAAAUACCGGAAAUUAGGAUUGUGCAGAUUCUUAACAAUUCCCUGCAUUUCGCUAAUGCGGAGCACUUUCUCCGCCGGGCUGUUCGUUUGGCUAAUGGAAGACCGCAGGAUGAUACCGGGCACAGUCUGAUCACACCGUCCAGCGAAGCGGAUGUCCCUAAAACCCGGGUUGUUACUGUUGACCAUUUAAUGCAAAUCGCCAACUCUCACCAGAAUAAGCCGCAAAACACAACCAUAACCAGCACAUCCAGUGAGCCGCGCUCUUCGACCACACCGUUGGUCAUCAGCGCGCUACCGCACAUUCGCGCCGUUAUCGUGGAUCUGACCAAUGUAUCAUCCGUUGAUUCGACGGGAUUGCGUGCGCUGGAGCAAUUGGCUUCGGAUUUAAAAAAGAACGAUAAACAGCUGUGGAUAUCACGCUGUCGAGAGCGUCAUCUGCACAAAUUCGAAAAGUAUGGCUUGUUGAAAUUUAUACCACGGGAUCACGUCGUACCGGAAGUGCAUGAUGCGGUGCUGGCGAUUCUCCAAUCUACUGCCGCCGCACCGGAAACGGGUGCGACGGUGGACGAGACGCAGCCGAAUCAGACGUUCUGGGAGGUUGCCGGUGCCCAGGUGGAGGGGCUGGAGCACGGGGAUUCCGCGAGUUAGCAUUCUUUCAUCCAUUUGAUCGUUUUGUUGUUGCUGUGACCGUGUGAAUAUGGAUAUGUUCUCGUACACUGUGAAAUGAUACCGAUCGGUGUAAAUACAAUAUUCAUUUCUGGAUGUCUUGUUUUCGCCGAAUAAAGAUCAUAAUUAAAAUUUUAUUUUUCAUUCAGUUUGUGAAAGUUGUGAUGCAAUUUAUUCAAU
Messenger RNA from Paramacrobiotus metropolitanus, 2618 nucleotides. RefSeq names its product sulfate anion transporter 1-like. Gene Ontology annotation, cellular component: membrane. Gene Ontology annotation, biological process: transmembrane transport. Lineage: Eukaryota; Metazoa; Tardigrada; Eutardigrada; Parachela; Macrobiotidae. Gene Ontology annotation, molecular function: sulfate transmembrane transporter activity; oxalate transmembrane transporter activity; bicarbonate transmembrane transporter activity. Bases 255 to 2420 code for a protein of 721 amino acids. The record is from RefSeq and is a predicted model, not a curated record. The transcript is spliced from 12 exons.